Molecule: messenger RNA, 1053 nt
Organism: Micromonas pusilla CCMP1545
Lineage: Eukaryota; Viridiplantae; Chlorophyta; Mamiellophyceae; Mamiellales; Mamiellaceae
Exons: 2
Coding region: 1-1053 (350 amino acids)
Molecular function (GO): hydrolase activity
Source: RefSeq, a predicted model, not a curated record
AUGACGCACAGGGUGUACACGCACAGCGCGCUGGGGUUGGGGCAGGAGAGCGCGAUGGAGGCGCACGAGAUGGCGAUGCGGGGUGCUGGGGGGCGGAGGAGGGAGGGUCGCACAGCUGUGCGGUCGCGAGGAGUAUUCGGAUUCGGAGUAUUCGGCGGCGGCGGCGCGGGGGAUCCGUGCGCGCCGCGAGGGAAGAAAGACGGCGGCGACGGGAACUUCACCGCGUGCAGGGAGGCCGCGCGUCGACUGCUGGGCGUGCACGACGCGUGUCCGCACGCGUCGUGCGGCGUGGGACGACACCCGCGGCCGUUUCAGCCGACGCUUCGCGGGCGGUUCAUCGCGACGGAAAAUUUUCAUCACACCGCGCGCUUCUUGGGGCUCCCGGAGAAGGCGUCCGUCGCGGACGUCGCGAGCGCGGGCGAGGAGAUCUGCGCCGCGGACUGGGACACGCUCGUGCGGACGCGAUCGUCCGGUAAGGACGGCGAGGACGAGCUGCGGAAGUACUGUUUCAGCGCGGCGUUCAUCGCCGCCGCGCUCGGGGACGCGGUGGGACUGCGCGAGGAGACGAAGAUCGCGUUCAGGCGCGUUCUCCUCGCGCUGGACUUUCUCUCCCGUCGUUUCUCUCCGCCCAGGGUCCCUCGCUUUCAAUCACCGACCGCGUUGCCUUUCAAUCCCAAAUCUGACGCCUUUGAACUCCACCCCGACGUCGCUUCGUAUGGAACGGCUCUCAGCAACGCCGUCGGCGGGGUGGACGUGGACUGGGCCCUCGGCGCGGCGGUGUCGUUCGCCGCGCGGAGCGGCGGGCCGUGGGACGAGCGCGUGAUGAUGGAUGGUAACGGCGGCGGUGCGAGCGUUUUGGUGUUCGUAACGGUCGCGGUGGCGGCGUUGGUCGCCGCGGCCGUCGCGGCGGCGCGGCGGACGCGCGCGGGGCGGCUCGCGGAGUUGAGAAUGCGAAGGCUCUUCGGGUGGCCGUCCAAGGGCGCGCUGACGCUCGAUCGGCGCAGCGGCAGCUUCGGGAGCGGGAAGCUCGACGCGAUAGAGAAAGGGAGUUAA